AUGGCCAAGAAGUUGUCAGAAGGUAGGAAAAAAGGAAGUGGUAGGAAACCGGGAAGUAAAAGCAAGACAUUAACACAGGGAAGAAAAAAAGGAAGUGGAAGAAAAUAUAACACAAAUGCAACGCAAAAUAACCCAUCAAUCCCAAAGACACAACACACUCAAGCGGAUAAAGAUGCUGCUCAGGCCUUAUGUUCACUAUUUCUUCGACACAAAUUAUCACCAAUUCAUGUACCGAACGGUGGUUUCAAUAAUAUCAUUAAUAGCCAGCAUGAAUACAUCUUACCGCCUCUUUCCCCAUCUGAAGCUUGUAACACUAACACCAAUAAUAACAUCACUGUUUUAAAUAAUACUUGUUUUAAUAACGGUAAUGAUUAUCAAAAUAAUAAUAAAAACGGCAACAAUAAAAUAGCGCUUCCUAGCAUUACUGGAUUGACGCAUUAUUUAGAUGAUGAUGUACAAAAACAAAGAAAUAAUGUUGAUGUUGAUAGCAAGAAUGUACAUUAUGAUAAUAAUAGGUAUAAUAUCAGUAACACGUAUAAUUACAUGAAAUUUAGACCUUCUCAUAAUUCAUCAGGGACUAAAGUUUCUAUCAGAGUGCUGGUUAAUAGGACGCACAAUGACAAUAAUAACACAAAUAACACUGCCGCUGGUAGCGUCAAUAGCAGUACAACAACUACUAAUAAUAGCACAAAUAAUAAUAAUAAUGCUCAUAUAUCAGCACAUAAUACUGCAGGGUGA
Molecule: messenger RNA, 738 nt
Organism: Saccharomycodes ludwigii
Lineage: Eukaryota; Fungi; Ascomycota; Saccharomycetes; Saccharomycodales; Saccharomycodaceae
Gene: DAT1
Product: Dat1p
Exons: 1
Coding region: 1-738 (245 amino acids)
Source: RefSeq, a predicted model, not a curated record